GGGACAGAGGAGGAAAGACUGGUGGGAAGAAACACAGCAGCCAUUCCCUCCACGGGCAUGACAUGCAGGCAACUGGGAGCUUGGGCGGAUUUCCUUACCAGUCCUCACCGCUGUUCCGGGGGAAAACACCAUCAGCUCCAUUUUGCAGAUGGGGUAACUGAGGCUCAGAAAGCCGCAGGGGCUUUGCACUUGCUGUUCCUUCUGCCUGGGACACUCUUCCAUCCACUGUCUUCACUCGGUUUACUCAUUCUUCUGGUCUCCAGUGGAAUAGCAUUCAUUCAUCAUCCAAACAUAAUUAUUGCGUGCCUCCCAAUGCCAGAUUGCCUGAAUCUUUUGGUAAUGGCUGCCUGCCUAGAGUGCUGCAUCCUGGAUCUGUGGGGAAAGUGGCAGGAUUGAUUGAUAAUGUCUGCCACAGGAUCAGAAUGGAAGGAACUAAGUAUUUGCUGAGCUGGAGUUGGAGACAGUAGAGAGCGCUGCUUUGUGGAAGUACCAUAUACAUAUAUAAAGGCUACAUAUCAGAAGUGCUGUUGGAUGAAUUGUCACAAGCGAGCUUAUCUAUGGAACCAGAACAAGAAGAAUCGGGUUCCUUUGCGUUAGUGCAUGUAAAGCUCAUACCCAGCAGCUGCUUUAAUCCAUACCUACCUAAGGGCCCUGCGCCCUCCCAGCGCGUUCCAGGGGAGAACACCCCGAUCUAUGCGGGUCACAGAGGCACCUGUUCCAGGGAUCUGAGAACGCCCUGAUGUGGAACUCGGGGCUGACGCAGCGUGGCCGCGCAGCCAGCAGUCCUCCUGGCGCCGUAAGACACACAACCGCAGCGGUCUUCGGACGCGAGGUUGCAGCGCUCCCGCAGGCGGCCCCUGGGCACUGCAGAGAGAGAAAGGAACAUGUGUUGGCUUUGACCUCCCUGGGUCCGGUGUCUGAGCAGAGGGAAAGUACGAUUCUUUCAAGAUGCCGAUGAAACACAGGAGAAGAGACCCUAAAGAUCCCCAGGAGCCUUCAGAGAAGGUUAAAGAGCAGCUGGCCGAGGUGGAACUUCGGAAGCUGAGGCAGCAGUUCCAGAAGAUGGUGGCAAGUCGGAAGUCCUUUAACUUCCACUCCCAGCAGAAGCUCAUGAGCCAGCACAAGGAAAUUCAGGCCCUGCAAGAGGAGCAGGAUGAGAUCAACCUGCUUUUGAGUCUCAUUAAGUCUUCUAAGAACUUGGAUCUGAAUGAGAAAAACUACGUGGAGCUGCGUUUCCUGCUGCAGACCAAGAAGGACUAUGAGUCCUUGAUUAAAUCGAUGAAAAUGCUGUUGGCUGAACUGGAUGAGAAGAUUGUUCAGAUGGAAAAAAAAAUUAUAAACCAAAAACAGAUCUUCACAAAAAUACAGGAGGCCAAUAACCCCUGGAAACUGCAAAAACAGAUUCACGUGUUGGAAACCCGUUUAAAUCGUGUCACCGUACAGUUUGACAAGUUGCUGACCACUAAUGCUAAACUCCGGAAGGAGAUUGAGGACCUACGGUACGAGAAGGCUGCUUAUGACAAUGUCUACCAGCAGCUCCACCGGCGCCUGUCAAUGCACAAGAAAACCAUGAAUGUGGCCACUGAGCAGUCUUCUCAGGCCUACCAGCAGAGACUGGAAGCCAUGGCUCGAAUGGCUGCCAUGAAGGAUUGCCAGAAGAAGGAUACCUCUCAGUACAAUAUGGAGAUCAGAGAGCUGGAGCGUGUCUACGCCCACGAGACCAAGCUCAAGUCUUUCCUGCUCCUCAAGCUGAAUGAUCGUCUGGAGUUCGAGGAGCAGACUAAACAGGAAGAAGCUCUCAAGGCAAAGAAGCACAGGACGAAGAGCAAAGGGGAGAGUUUUGAGAGCUAUGAGGUGGCCUACCUCCGGCUGCUGAAGCUGACGGAGAACGGGGACCUGAAUCAGCUCAUUGAGGAAUUUCUGGCCAAGGAGGAGAAGAACUUUGCUGGGUUCACCUACGUCAUGGAGCUCAACAAUGACAUGGAGAUGAUGCAUAAGAAAACCCAGAAAAUCCAGGUCAGGGCAGCUGUUCUUUCCUAGGCCCGAGUCCCUCCUACUCCCACCGCAGCCUUCCCUAAAGUGGGCUCCUUGGAACACUCCUCUGCAGCAAAAAGGGUCUCAAGGUCAAGUCAGUUUGGAAACACUAUAUUUCCCCGUGUCCCCCCUCUACUUUUUAACCUUUCUGAAAUUGGUAUUUGUUUCAAUUGAUGCACACCCUUAAGGUGGUCAUGUCCCCUCACCCCUGGUGACAUGUAUAAUCUAUGGCAUGUUUUAUAAUCCAGGGUUCAGUAAACUAUAGCCACGGCCAAAAAUGGCC
This is a messenger RNA of Hipposideros armiger (great roundleaf bat), 2317 nucleotides long. RefSeq names its product coiled-coil domain containing 63 (gene CCDC63). The transcript has 13 exons. Gene Ontology annotation, cellular component: axoneme. The coding region runs from base 949 to 2040 and encodes 363 amino acids. The record is from RefSeq and is a predicted model, not a curated record. Gene Ontology annotation, biological process: cilium movement; outer dynein arm assembly. Lineage: Eukaryota; Metazoa; Chordata; Mammalia; Chiroptera; Hipposideridae.